Molecule: messenger RNA, 1926 nt
Organism: Sitodiplosis mosellana (orange wheat blossom midge)
Lineage: Eukaryota; Metazoa; Arthropoda; Insecta; Diptera; Cecidomyiidae
Product: probable cytochrome P450 6d5
Exons: 3
Coding region: 276-1832 (518 amino acids)
Molecular function (GO): iron ion binding; heme binding; monooxygenase activity
Source: RefSeq, a predicted model, not a curated record
AACACGCAUUAGAAUAAGAUUGAGAUAACCUUGUCUAUAUAAUUGACUGGACAAAGAAUUGCGCGCUUGUUUGAUAAGGAAAAAGAAGGAGAAAAAUAAAGAUAUAAACCUCUUCACAUUGAUUGUGAUUAUUCAGUCGUGAAUCAGUGUCCAUUGAGCAAAGUGAACUGAAUUUCGAAAAUUGAUUUAAAAGACGGUUUUAGUUGCUGUGUUUUUUUAAAAGACUUAAUUAAAUAAUUUCCUUUUAGAAAAAUCACAUUUGAAAACCAUUUUAAAUGUUGUGUUGUUUAUUGUCAAGCACAGCGCUUGCUGUGUACGCGUUAUCAUUGCUGUCGAUUUAUUUCUACGUAAAAUAUUUGUACUCAUACUGGCAACGCUGUGGAGUGCCAUAUGUGACGCCAUCGUUUCCGUUCGGAAAUUUCGGCAAGAAUUUCAUGCAGAAGACGACAUUAUGCGAACAAGUUGAUGAGUACUAUCGCAACACUACGGAGCCAUUCAUUGGCAUGUUUGGAAUGUUUCGGCCGACUUUAGUUGUCUGCGAUCCGGAGCUCGCGCGAAACAUUCUAAUUAAAGAUUUCAAUAAUUUUUCCGACCACGGUGUUUAUGUGGAUGAGGCAAAUGAUCCAAUUUCGGCGCAUUUAUUCGCUCUGCAAGGUGCCAAGUGGAAAAAUCUUCGGCUUAAAUUGACACCAACAUUUACAUCGGGCAAAAUGAGAGCGAUUUUCUCAACGCUGCUCGAUUGCACGAACCCGCUGCAAAAUUACAUGGAAAAAGUGGCCGAAUCGGGAGAAAUAGUCGAAUUUCGUGAAGUAACUGCCUGUUAUUUAACAAAUGCCAUUGCAUCGGUGGCAUUUGGCAUUGAUAUUGAUUGCUUUGCUGACCCGGAUAAUGCAUUCCGAAAAUAUGGUCGUCAAAUGUUUGAUCUUACUAAGUCAAAUGCAUUUCGAUUUCUGUGCUUUAAUUUAAAUCCAAAUUUACUCAAGUGGUCAGGCAUGCAUUUCUUAGACAGGGAAGUUGAAAAUUUCCUCUUUGACGUGGUCAGACAAACACUUGAAUUGAGAGAGAAAAAUAAUAUCGUGCGUAAAGACUUUUUCCAAUUGUUGGUUCAGCUGCGCAAUAGCGGCACUGUUCAAUUAGACGACGACUGGCAAACAGUGAUUACGAACGAUAACAACAAAUCAUUGAGCUUUGAAGAGAUUGUCGCACAAUCGUUCGUUUUUUUUGCAGCUGGGUUUGAAACGUCAUCGGGUGUCAUGUCAUUUUGUUUGUAUGAAGUGGCCAAGAGUCCGGAGAUUCAACGAAAAAUUCAAGACGAAAUCGAUACGGUGUUGGCUCAACACAACGGCCAAUUCACUUAUGAAUCAAUUAAUGAGCUGAAAUAUUUGGAAUGCUGUAUUGAUGAAACGCUGCGCAAAUAUCCAGUUGUCCCGAUUUUAACCAGGCAAUGUACCAAAGAGUACAAGAUCCCAGGGUCCAAUGUAACAAUAGAGAAAGGAACUUCCGUUUUCAUUCCGGCAUUUUCAUUGCAAAGAGACGAAAAGUACUACCAAAACCCAGAUAAAUUCGAUCCAUUGCGCUUUUCCUAUGAGAAUCGAAAUGGUAAAACCAUUGUUGACAUGCCAUAUUUUCCAUUCGGAGCCGGGCCACGCACAUGUAUCGGAUUGAGAAUGGGAAAAAUGUCAACCAUAGUCGGAAUCGCUUCAAUACUUCAAAAGUACAACGUUGAACUCGGCGAACAACACAUUGGAGAAGAGCUGGAAUUCUCACCCGCCAGUGUUACUCUAGCACCCACUACUGGAAUUAAUUUGAAGAUUCAGAAGAGACACAUUUAGUUUUUAACGGCAAUCUAAUGUCUUUCAGGAGAUUCGACACUAUCGAAUUGUGGAUUCUACAAUUUUACAAAUAAACUGGGCAACGAUGAAGAAA